Frankliniella occidentalis (western flower thrips) is the source of this 681-nucleotide messenger RNA. Its product is annotated as serine/threonine-protein kinase N1-like. Lineage: Eukaryota; Metazoa; Arthropoda; Insecta; Thysanoptera; Thripidae. The transcript has a single exon. The annotation marks the transcript as partial. Gene Ontology annotation, molecular function: protein serine/threonine kinase activity; small GTPase binding. Gene Ontology annotation, biological process: protein phosphorylation; signal transduction. The record is from RefSeq and is a predicted model, not a curated record.
ACCGGACCAGCUCUUGCCGGCGCGAAGCUGCAAAUAAUAGUCGCUGCGGUGUCUCAUGCUUGUCUUGUCUCUUUCCUGUUGCAGGGCGCGGGCGGGGCCGGGCACCCCGUGCUGUACGAGCUCAGCAGCAAGUACGGCCUCCGCACGGAGCAAGUGCCCGAGUCGGAGCUGCCCAACAUGCUGGAGGACCUCAAGGAGCACAUCCGGCGCGAGAUCCGCAAGGAGCUCAAGAUCAAGGAGGGCGCCGAGAAGCUGCGCGAGGUGGCGGCCGACCGCCGCUCGGUGGCGGCCAUCGUCAAGGCGGCCAACGGGCGGCUGUGCGAGCUGCAGGCCGAGCUGCACGAGCUGGAGGGCCAGAUCAUCCUGACGCAGGGCCUGGGCCAGGUGCAGGUGCAGUCGUACGGCCUGCCCUAUGGACAGCCCACGCUGCUGCAGACGCCCGCGACCCCGCCUAGCUCGCACCACAACGGCAGAGGUAAGUGUCUCAGUACAGUCCGACUCGGGGUGAAUCAGCCGCACUUGGCCACAGGGCAGGCGGGCGGGCGCUCCAGAGUGGUGGGUUUUCGUCUCGAUAAGCGGUUUGGCGGUGAGGUGUCGCGCCCCCGGCGCCCCGCCCGCCAGCGCACCGUCUUUGCGCUGGUCAGGGUCGAGGCCGCGGGGCGGUGAGGCGGCGGUGGUGUC